Messenger RNA from Mya arenaria, 8232 nucleotides. Its product is annotated as trichohyalin-like. The coding region runs from base 236 to 5665 and encodes 1809 amino acids. The record is from RefSeq and is a predicted model, not a curated record. Lineage: Eukaryota; Metazoa; Mollusca; Bivalvia; Myida; Myidae. The transcript is spliced from 24 exons.
AGUUGUAAAGUACAGCACGUGUCAAUGGAUUAGUGAAAUCGUCAGUCAAAACGGAUUAGAGUGGUAUCAGAGGAAAGAAAAUGUAUUGUGGUGUAAACAAUCUUAAUAGCAAUAGGUCAAAAUAUUAAAUUUACCAUAAAUUGGGGAAUAUUGAAAAUAGUUAUUAAAAUAUAUUUCAAAGGACAUGUUUUAGAAUAGUCAAUUAGUGAAAAGUGACAAGUGUCUUAAGAGUAAGAUGUCAGCCAACACAUUGAGCCCCCUAAGUAGGGGCUAUGGGUCUUGGACGGCAGGAUAUGUGGACCCUUACUUUGGAGAUAAACAACAUGAACAUGAACAUGAGACCCUUUUACCGGACAUCGACCAUCAGUCUCACGUGCAUGGCAUCACUGUUGGGUCACGCUCGGGCCGCUCAACCGCCAUGUCCUACGCCCCAACCCGCCGGAGCCGAGAACCUACCAGUGAUGGGAUUCCGCUUCCACGAACCUUGACGACCCGCAAGGGGGCACUGCAGAUCUAUGUGGCCCCGGAUGACCUUGAAGAUAUUGAGGGGGUGGGACUGGCGGGGGAUGGGGAUGGUCUUGAACUGAGGCCCAAGUAUGUGCAGGUCCGCCACCCACAUGGGAAGGAGCUCAUUGACCUCAGUCUCAAACUGGGCACAAUGGAACGUCUCGCACUCUCGGUCCUGCAGUUUGGGGAUCAGGAGUACGACCAUGAACACACAAGUGUUUCCGAUGCAAAGAACAAGUCAUUUCUCAAAUUUCUACGCAGCAUUGACGGUGAGAUGCCCAAAAAGUCUAGCGUGGAUGCUCAUUUGCGACCAGGCGGCGACCUAAAUGCCUACCUGCGUGACCUACAGUCAAGCGCUAGUUCGCGUCACCCAAGUGAUGGAAGCACGUACCUGCCAAAGAGCCGGGAAUCUGCUGAGCUGCAGGCGUUACUGCGGGGACUGGACACAUCCGGAUGGCCCCAUACGUACGGACAAGAUGGCUCCAUAGGGGGACACGGGGGACAGUUCACCAGGCCGGUCUCCCGUGUUUCCUCUCGUGGGGGAACUUCUCCGGGUCCCCCCUCCACCCCUCGUUCGUCAUACCAAGUCUUGUCGGCAAAGAAACUUGUGUCCUCUAUCAAGUCGGGCGGCUACCUCGGGCGACCAGGAUCAUCUUUUUCAGCAAACGAUGAUGAGAUUAACACUGGGGAUUCUCCCCAGCAUGUCUCAUCAGCCUCAGUCAGUCACCGUGAAUGGACGCCAACUGACUCCACAGACAAUCAGCUGCUAGACGCCAGACACAGCUUCUUCUGUGGACUAGAGGAGGGUGAUAGUGACAGUGAUGGGAAAAAACGUAUGGGUCCUAGGGAGAUUUCUUUUAACUCGGGCUUAUAUCCAGGUAGACUUGCACGUAAAGGUGAAGGUCAGGGGAGUGGACUUGAGGUCAAGGUCACUGGCAAGGGUGAAAGUGAUACAAGGAGUCAAGGUCAUAGGUCAUCACAGAUGUAUCAGAUUGAGGAGGAGCAGAAUAUUGACAGUGUGAGAAACAACACAGGGGAGGAAGAAUCAUUGGUACAAGAUGAAAGUCCUGAUGUGGAAACUGAAAUGUUUGAUACAAACAGCUGGGCAGACAAGGUUUCCCCUGCACAGAAUAGAGCAGGAACUGCACAGUCCUUUGUUACAUCAACAAUUACUGUGCCUGAUGAAGAGACUAGGGUCAUUGAUGUUGAAAUUGAUGAAAAACCAGUCAGCAAUAAUAGAAGAGGAUCUGUUAAACUUUCUUCAAGGCCAUCUAGCUGUAAGUCACGACCAAGUAGUGCAAGAAUUCGACCAGUGAGUGGAAGAUUACGCCCAAGGAGUGGGGAGGCAAGACCAAACAGUGAAAAGUCAUCAAGUUCCUCAAGCAGUUCUUGGGUUAACCAAUCAGGAUCACGUCGAGUCAGUGUCAUCUCACUACAGAGGUUCAAGCCAGUGGAAAAGCCCCAAGAGGAGUCUCGGUCUAACAUGGCAAUCAAAAGAGGUUCCAUUAGUUAUGACCUUGGCAAAGAAAGGAGGAAGAGUCUUAAUGAACGGAGAAGAUCUUCCCCAGAGCAUGCCAUACAGAGUCAACAGAUGGAAGUUCUGAAGACACUUGAAAAUGUUCCAACUGUAGAAGAAAUGGGAGAAACAGUAGACAUGGACAUGGAUUUAAGAGUUACAGAUGAAACCCCUUACAUUACAGAUGGUGUUGAGAAUGGCAUGUCACUAGAAAGAGAUGAAGAAAAGAUAUCUGUAGCUCGAUCAGAGUCCAGAGAGUCGGGAAUAGAGGAAAUGGAUGAUGAACUUAUUGCUGAAGAGGAUAUUAUUAAUGACAUUCAUGAAUGUAACAAGGAAAUCCAGAAGAUUGAAGCAUUGGCAGAUAAAGCAAAAGAAGAAGUUGCUGUAGAUGAAGCUCCUGUGUAUGAGCAUUCAGAUUCUGAAUCAUCAAUGGAUGAAGAAACAGUACAGGAAGUACUUAUCAUUAAUUCAGAGGUGAGAAGUAAAACAGAGAAAGGAGUGAAGGAAGAGUUUGUGGAGGAGUCAACUGAUAACAUCAAUGUAUGUGGUAGUGGUAUUGAUGUUGGUGCUGAUGUUGGUGAUGGUCUUGGUGUUGGUGGUGGUGUUGGAGAUGAUGUUGUUGGUAUGGAAGAUGUUGAUAAUAAGCAGAUGGGAUUGGAGCAGGAGUAUGAAGGGCAAAGUCAAGGUCUCAGUGAAGGUGAAGGUGAGGAGGAAGUUGAUGAGGAGAGGCUGUCUGAGAUUCGCUCAUACAAAUCAAGCAAAAAAGGUCGGUCAUGGAAGUCUGUGUCAGGUGUUGAAGAAUCAGAGGAUUACAUAGAUGAAGAGAGCCGCAAUUCUUCUGGCAGUCUUGUGUACAAACUGCCGACACUGGGCUCUGACCUUCUGGCCGAACAGAAAGAUGAUAGUAGUGAUGACUUAGAUCGAACCAUGCUUGAGACCCAGGCAGGUUUUAGUGGCACGUCUGGCUCAUACUCCGACCUUCUGGCGUCCAACCUCAACUCUCUCUCAGCUCACUCUUCAAGGCACACUUCUGCUGGAGUAUCAGGGCCAUCUUCAGUUGGUCGUUCACCAUUUGCUUCUAGACCAGUAUCGGCUAACACAUCGAUGGAUCAGGAGAAUCAGUACCAGUCUACCUUGCAACCACUCUCGGCUGAUGUUACACCCAUGUUUCUUUCAAGACCAGCCACAGCUGCAUCAUCCAGAAAGGCAUCACAGGUGUCAUCUAGACCUGAAUCAGCUAAACUGUCUUCUCCAAUUCCCAUGACUUCCAUUAUCUCUAGACAUGAUUCAAAUGGUUCUGUUGAUGACAUAAAUGAAUAUAUAGCUAAUGAUGCUGAUGUUGUUGAUCAGAGUGUGGACAAUAUUGAAGUUAGAAUGAUACAGGAAACUGACAGUCAUUCUGGUAUGGAACAUAAAGAAAAGGAUGAGCAUUUAGAUAUAGACUGUGUUCAAGAAACUAAUAACAAAAUAGAUGUUGAUGAAACAAAUGAGGAAGCAGAACAAUCUAACACACACAUGGGUAGGGAUGAAAGCGCAACUGUAUUAGAAGAUUCUAGUGAACAAACUGUUAACAAUAUUCAAACAUCAAAAAAGAUAGCUGAUGUUCCAGAUUCGAAGGUGCUUAUUUCUAACAUUGAAAAAAAACAAGGUGCUACAACAACACCAAGUGAAAUGCAAACAGUCUCACCAGCAGCUAAACAACUAACAACAGCAGCAGUUAGACGACCAUUGGUUCAAAAACCAAAUAAUGUUGCACAACAUAAACCAGCACUUGCACAUAAGAACAAGACUGUUCAGCAAUCAAAAGUUGUAAAGGGUAUGCCUUCACAGAAAGGAAGGAAAGAAAGUGUUGGAAACCAUGGUGCUAAACCAGUGGCCAUCAGUGGAAAGUCAGAGCUAAGGGAGACAACUCUUCAUGGAGAAUCUGAGGAAGUAACUGUCCAUGGAAAAUCGAACCUUGGAAAGGAAGGUGUUUCCAAAAAGGGCUUGGGGGAGGGGCCCAAAGGGGCGCAGGGUGAAGUAGAUACGGUGGAGGCUUCUCUAGGUGACUGGGAACAUGAUAGCAAGCUUUUAGAUGACCAAUUGGAAGAUGCCCACAAUAUUGCCGCUGAACUGGACACCUUGGGGCUGAGAAAAACAGCUGAAAAGCCAAAGAAGGGAAAGAAGGAAGGAUAUACCUUCCCACUAGCUACGGGUCGACGGCCAAAAGCCCCGCAAGAGAAAGCAAAGAUUCCAGACCACCUUGCGGAUGCACUGAGUCGACGACCAGGAACCUCGUACUCUAAACUGGAGGAGGACCUCGAGAAAAAGGGUUUCUUAAGAGACGGAAAAGUGACAUCACUUGUAGGUGAGACAUUGUCUGGACCAACGUUAGAGGCCGUGGGAGAGGGACUGACAGAAGAGGAACUGGAGAUGGCCAAACUCAUCCUGCAGCAAAAACUAGACGAAGCAAAGGGCAUGAUAUCAGGAGAAAGUAAAGAGAAGACGGGAAAAGCUGUGGUAAAGAAGAAAGCUCCCUCUGGAAAAGGCGGGAAGAAGGGAGGGAAAAAGAAGGGCGGGGCAGACCUGGAGGAGAAAAGUUCAGAAGAGCUUGAAAGGGAGGCAAUCCGGGCUAAACAUGCUGAGGAAAAAGAACUUCGAGAUGAGGAGGCGGCAAAUCUCCAACGGCAGAUUGCUGAGAAACGGCACAUGCUGGAGACCCAGAGCAACCUGACAGCUGAGAAAUCUAAGGAGCUGCAGGAGAAGAUGGCAGAGUUGGAGCGUCAGGCGGAAGACCUGAUGAGAGCAGAGGAUGAAGCUCGGACCAUAUUGGCCGAGGUGCGCCGAAAACAACGUGAGGAACGAGAUGCACGCAGGAAGGCUGACCUUGAGCGUAAGCGCCAGGAGGCUCAGGAUCGGCGGGAGCGUGAGAAACGCGAGGCGGAGGAGAAGGCCAGUCGGGAGAGAGAGAUGAUUGAGAAGAUGCAAGAUGUCGAGAUGAGAAAACUGAAAAGGGAGGAAGAGGAGCGAAGGGCUGCGGAGGAGGAGCGUCUUGCACAGGAGAGAUAUGAGGCUGAGCUUGCAGAGAAUGCAAGGUUGGAGGAGGAGCAAGAGGAUCGUAUGAAGGAGCUUGAGAGGCAGGCAGAGGAAGAGGCAAUGAUGCGCCUUGUGGAGGAGAGGGAGGCGGCUGAGAGGGAGAGGAGGCGGCUCAGAGAACAAGAAGAGGCUCUACAGGAACAUGAGCGCCUAAAAAUGGAAGCAUUGGCUGAGGAGCAGUAUAAACUUGAGGCCGAGAGGAGGCGACUUGAGGACGCAGAGCAAGCUAAACGUGACACAGAGCGACAGAGACUUAUGGAGCUGCGUAAUCUGGAGGAGGAGGCCCGUUUACAGAUGCAGGAGGAGAUUGAGCGGCGCCGGACUGAUGCUUUCACCCGAAGAGACUUUAAUCUGGAGAACCGCUCACAUGUUGACCGCCUUAAACACAACCAGGGUCUCACACGUGCAUGGACUUUCUCAUAUUUUGUGCACUGGCCAAGGGAGACAUAUGAGAGUUCUGUAAGACCGAAACUAGACAGGAAAAAAAUGGCCAAUCGGCGAUCCAGAUCCCCGAAAAGUCGUGAAAAUAAAGAACCCAAUGCCAAAGAAGGUGGACCCAUCCACUGAGGAGGAGCAGGCAGCAUUGGCUCCUCCCAACCCUACAUAGAUGAUACACUCACCCAUUGUGGGACGGUCCAAACCAGUCAAUUACUGUUUAAUUCCAUUAGCUCUUAAUUGACUCUAAAAACAAGAAAAAUGGUCAAAGAAUUACAUGUUAUACAGUUGUUGGUUUUGCUAUUAACACCACAGCCAUCAAAAUUAGAGUUUGGACCAGUAAAAUUAAACCAUUCUGCGAAAAUUAUUACAAAUCAGGAUUUUGAAAACUGCAUUCACAUUAUACAUUUUUUACAUGUUACUGGCCUUGCUGGGACUUUCUUGUGUUUAUGACUCCGAUAUAGUUGGAUUCAUUAUCAACAUUUUUGCUAUAAAAAUUUGGUCUAUCUUAUUAAAUUUAUUUAUUUGAUGAACUUUUAUUACAAAAUGAUAGUCAUUUGAGCUACCAUAAAUAAUAUGCUUACGAAUUGAUCAAAGACAAAAGAAUAAUCGCUGGUCCAAGAACUAACCCUUACGGAUUAUUCAUAAAAUGUAGCUUAAGUAGUUUCAUAACAAAUUCUCAAAUUAAUCCUUUGUUUACAACAUAUACGAGUAUGAAUUUUGAUGAGUCCAUGACAUUAAAGUGUUUUUGAAGUUACCAAAAAAUUAUAUCAUAAUUAUGACAAAUUAGAACCUUUUAUAUUAGGAAACUUAACUUGAGAUGUUUAAUGAACAACAGCCAAGGGCUUAUCUUUCACUCAUUGAGCAUUAUAGACCUACCGAUUUAUUUUUUUGGCCUGGAAAGGACUUUUUAUCUAAGAGGAAAUUCCAGGUGGAGAAAAUUUUCUCUUUUUUUUUACUUUCAGAUGAAAUUUGACACUUGAAAUUGAAAAAAAAAGGCAUUUGACGGUUUCUUAAACAUGGCCAGGUUUCAAAAAAACAUUUUAAACACAGGGCUUUUCAGAUUAUUGACCAUUGCAAUCCUUGCAGAGUUUGAGUUUAAAAGAGUCAUUUUGACACGGCUAAUGAAAGCAAUGGCUAACUGUAUUGGGCAAAGGGGUAAAAUUUGCACAUUACUUGUGAAACUUGAGUGUAUAACUGGUUGUGUUUUAAAACAUUUGUAAUGAGAUUUAAAACCAUCUAGUGUCUUUGAUUAUUUUUAUACAUUGUCAUUGUGCAAUAUACACCAACAUAUGUAUAAUUAAGGGCCACACCCUGCCAGUCAUGAAGCAAUCAAAACUGAAAUCUGCAACAGCAGCUGUUAUUUGGUAUUAAGAUUUAACAAAUGCACCAUGCAUCAUAAUAUAACAAUAUAUGCAGUGUGCCAGUUAGGUGAAAAUAAAGGGAAGGAAUGUGAUAUCUAGGCAUGCAUCAUCUUUUUGAUAUAUUUUUUCUUUAUUUCUCUUUGUUAUUACUUUGUUUAAAACACUUGAAUCUGUAACUGUGAUGUUUAUUACUGUUAUGUUCAUUACUCUGAUGUUCAUUACUGUUAUGUUCAUUACUUUGAUGUUCAUUACUGUUAUGUCCAUUACUUUGAUGUUCAUUACUGUUAUGUUCAUUAGUCUGAUGUUCAUUACUGUUUUGUUCAUUACUUUGAUGUUCAUUACUGUUAUGUUCAUUAGUCUGAUGUUCAUUACUGUUUUGUUCAUUAGUUUGAUGUUCAUUACUUUGAUGUUCAUUAGUCUGAUGUUCAUUACUGUUAUGUUCAUUACUGUUAUGUUCAUUACUUUGAUGUUCAUUACUGUUAUGUCCAUUACUUUGAUGUUCAUUACUGUUAUGUUCAUUAGUCUGAUGUUCAUUACUGUUUUGUUCAUUAGUCUGAUGUUCAUUACUGUUAUGUCCAUUACUUUGAUGUUCAUUACUGUUAUGUUCAUUAGUCUGAUGUUCAUUACUGUUUUGUUCAUUAGUCUGAUGUUCAUUACUGUUUUGUUCAUUAGUCUGAUGUUCAUUACUGUUUUGUUCAUUAGUCUGAUGUUCAUUACUGUUUUGUUCAUUAGUCUGAUGUUCAGAAGUCUGAUGUUCAGAAGUCUGAUGUUCAUUACUGUGAUGUUCAUUACUGUGAUGUUCAUUACUGUGAUGUUUAUUGACUUUAUUUGGAAUUUGUUUUAUAUAUGUGCAAUUUUGUUUUUUUUAAAAAUGUGCAUGUCUGAAGUAUUUCAAGAAUGCUGCAAAAUAUUUAUUUUAAUGUUAAUGAAACUAUUAAGUUAAUGUUUAAUUUCAAGAAUAUAUUUCUUGUGUUGCAUAUGUCAUUGGCAUGAUCAUGUACAUAAAUAAAGAAUGACACAUUCAAACAGCCUAACAUGUAUGUUGUGACUACUUGGAUUAUUUGAUCAUGUGAAUUGAAUGAAAUGAAUGCGACACUAACGCUUUUUACCGAUACCGUUGCGUGUUUUAUUUAUAUAUAGUUGUGCCUUGUUUGUAAUUUGUCUAUGCCUUGUUAUUUAUAUAUAGUUGUGCCCUGUUUGUAAUUUGUCUAUGCCUUGAUAUAUAUAUAUAGUUGUGCCCUGUUUGUAAUUUGUCUAUGCCUUGAUAUAUAUAUAUAGUUGUGCCUUGUUUGUAAAGUGUCUGUGCCUUAUACCUCCGAUCCUUACUUUAUAUCA